Molecule: messenger RNA, 570 nt
Organism: Raphanus sativus (radish)
Lineage: Eukaryota; Viridiplantae; Streptophyta; Magnoliopsida; Brassicales; Brassicaceae
Product: protein transport protein Sec61 subunit beta
Exons: 2
Coding region: 199-444 (81 amino acids)
Biological process (GO): intracellular protein transport
Cellular component (GO): Sec61 translocon complex; endoplasmic reticulum membrane
Source: RefSeq, a predicted model, not a curated record
AUUACGCUGAGAUGGCGUGACUUCAUUGGCUAGUACCGUAAUGAAGUGCGUGGCGAGAGUAAACGCGUCCUUAUAAAAAGGCCAGAGUCGGGUCAAACUCCUAAAAGAUCCGAACAUCUCCGCGUCAUCGUUCAUCGUCGACAUCAGAAGGCGAUUCAGUUAGCUAAACAAGAGAAGAGAAGAGAAGAGAAGAGAAGGAUGGUGGGAAGUGGAGCUCCACAGAGAGGAAGUGCAGCUGCAGCAGCUAGCAUGCGUAGGAGGAAGCCUAGCGGAAGUGGAGGAGCCUCUGGUGGUGGCGGUGCUGCAGGAUCUAUGCUUCAGUUCUACACGGAUGACGCACCUGGUCUCAAGAUCUCCCCUAAUGUUGUCCUUGUCAUGAGCAUUGGUUUCAUUGCUUUCGUCGCUGUCCUUCAUGUCAUGGGCAAGCUCUACUUUGUCAAGUGAUGAGACUAGAGAGUUUAAGUACACCCAAGUGAUUGCUAGUGUCCAGAGUUAUUAGACAGUGGUUUCAACUCUUAUGUUUUCAAUUUUGUGAGAGACUAUCUAUAAAAAAAAGUUCCAGUUUCUUGA